This is a messenger RNA of Schistosoma mattheei, 1823 nucleotides long. The record is from the annotation of a GenBank genome assembly. Lineage: Eukaryota; Metazoa; Platyhelminthes; Trematoda; Strigeidida; Schistosomatidae.
GGUCUUUGAUUUACAGUCGACAUGAUCGGCACAGAGUUCUUGGAUUAUUUAUCAAAGUUCCAAGUCGCUACCUAUGUCGGAGUUGAAGAUUUUGCGGAUAAAUUUAAUUUUCUCAUAACAGUUAUGGUUCUUAUGCUUUGUACAACAAUUGUCACUAUCAAACAGUAUAUGAUGAAACCGAUUUCAUGCUACAUGGCAACAGAUUUGGGUGGAAAAAACUUAUUAGAUUAUGUUGAGAACUACUGUUGGGUUCAGGGCACUGUCCCUAUAGCAUAUUCUGGUCGAGUACCAGAGACAGAUGAAGGUUGGGCGGAAUUAGAGAAGCAUAAACUACUGUAUUAUCAGUGGGUGCCAUUUGUUCUUGGCCUACAGUGUAUUUUAUUCUAUUUACCUCGAUUAAUUUGGCAAAUGAUAUGCUAUAACAGAGUAGGGACAGAUGUACAUCAUUUAGUCUUAUGUGCUAAUCAAGCAGUACAUGCUAAUGAUGAACAAAGAACUAAAAUGGUACAACACUUAGCAAAAACAUUAGAACAAUUAUUAUUUCAGCAACGUGAAUACCAUCAUGGAUUAUGGCCUCGAGUACGUCGUCGAAUGAAAAAAUGGGGUUAUUUAUUCUUCAUAAGUAAACGUCUUGGGACACGAUUAUUUGGAAUUUAUUUAUUCAUUAAAUGUCUUUAUUUAUUAAAUGCAAUCGGACAAAUAUUUAUGAUGCAAUCAUUUCUUGGUUUAAAAUCAAAUUAUACAUUAUUUGGUAUAACUAUAUCUAGAAAUAUUUUAUCUGGUCUUGAUUGGGAAGUGACAAUGAUUUUUCCACGUGUUGGAUUUUGUUUAGUUCCUUUAAAACAUUUUGGAUCUAAUAAUUAUGCAACAGCACAAUGUGUUCUACCAGUAAAUAUGCUUAAUGAACGUAUUUAUAUGUUUCUAUGGUUUUGGAUUGUUCUCACUGCAACAAUUACAGCUAUCAGUAUACCAGCGUGGUUUACACGUAUGAGUUAUGAAAAAUCACGUACACGUUUUAUAAAAAAAUAUUUAAAACUUGGUGAACAAGUUAGUAGGAAAGAUAGAUAUAUGGUCGAAAAAUUUACCGUAUUAUUUUUACGUAAUGAUGGUGUUUUUCUACUGCGUAUGAUUGCUAUCAAUGCCGGUGAAUUGAUUUGUUCUGAAAUAGUUUGUCAAUUAUGGCAUAUAUUUCGUGAAAAAUAUUUUUAUCGUGACUUAACACGUUGUAAACGUGGUUGUGAUGAAAUGCAUCAUUUAGGCUUGAGAUUAUCUCGUGGCAUUGUCAAUUUAAAAGAAAGAUAUUCCAAAGAAAAUAAAAUUAAAUUGGAAGCUACAGCUUCAGCACCUCCGCUUACUGAUGCACCUCUUGGAACAGAUGAAGACGAAGGUGGUUACGCUGAUGAUGAUGAAGAUGAACAGAAAGAUAUAAAAAAACAUUAUAGUAAAAAAUAUUCAUGGGAACAAAAAGAGUCCGUUUAACUAUAUUAUUGUUAACACAAAUAUCGUCACCUGUAAACAGUCAUAAAAGUUGCUUUGAGAUGUACAGAUUACAUAUUCAGCCCAUUUUUUUUAUAAACAUUUUUUAAUGAAAAAUAUUUAUUAUUAUUUUUUUGUUACAUUUGCUAUUUAUUAGUGAACUUAUUGAAGAUAUCGAAUGAGUUAUCUUUAGUUUACUCUCCUUUUUCUUGUGUUCAUUCAAGAAAACAAUUUCCCCCUUAUUGUACAGUUACCUUCUCAUUGAUUAUGUUUUCUUUUUUUUGAAUUGAUCAAGAGUUUAUGCAUUUAUGUAAAUCAUUUGUAAUUAAAUUAUUCAUCGUUAUACU